Molecule: messenger RNA, 858 nt
Organism: Argiope bruennichi
Lineage: Eukaryota; Metazoa; Arthropoda; Arachnida; Araneae; Araneidae
Product: zinc finger protein 761-like
Exons: 1
Coding region: 1-858 (285 amino acids)
Cellular component (GO): nucleus
Source: RefSeq, a predicted model, not a curated record
AUGGAUCAAUACCGUUGCAAACGUUACGGAAAUAUAGUAACACGAGAUGAGGAUCUCCCUCGCUACUUUCACAAGAAAUUUGACUACAGGUAUUCACCACAAGAGCCAGUAGAAUCGGAUGGUUUUUCGAACCAGAUUCGUGCAACAACUGAUGUAGAAAGUCAAAUGCGACUUGAAAAUAGCAAAUGGCAAUCUUUAAAGAACGAUAAAAAUAAUUUCAUAUACUCUCUAGAAUGCGUUAUCAACAAAGCAAUUUCAGAUUGUAAAAAAAUUUCUGGAACAGCAAAUUUGAUUGCGAAUCCUGAUCUCCCAUCAGGAAGUGAAGAGCCGGAAAAUGGCAAGAGGCAAGUGUCAGAGGGUGAGACUAAUGAACAUACAUUACUGGAAGUGCACUCUCAAGGUCACAAUAAGAACAAGAAAAUGACUACAUACGUGAAGGACCCUAUCCCUUUCAAGGAAGAUGACAAUGCCGUGGCUGGACCUUCGGGAAUGAGUCCUCUUGAGAAGAAAUUUUCUUGCAGUGUAUGUACUAAGGAAUUCAAUUAUAAAUAUAAUCUCUACAGACAUUAUCAAACCCACACUGGCGACAAACCCUUCAAGUGCUAUGUAUGUAAUAAACAAUUCUCUCAGAAAGUAAAUCUCGACGCACAUUACAAAAUCCACACUGGCGAAAAACCUUAUGCUUGUGAUAUAUGCGAAAAAAAAUUUAACAGUAAACACAAUCGCGACACUCAUCAUCGAACCCACACCGGUGACAGACCUUUCUUGUGCGACGUUUGUAAUGAAGGUUUUACUCAAAAGGUUCAUCUUAUUAGACAUAAAAAUAGGAAGCACACUGCAGAAUGGAAUGGCUUUUAA